AUGAUUACACAACGACGGUAUUUUCUUACUGCCGAUGGUUUGAAAAAACAAGUCUCCAAGGGAACUUUGACUAUCUCUGGGAGCAAUGAUAUUUUGACUUUGCCUUUGGGAACCCCUAAGCAUGGUGGGAGAGCCAGGGGUGUUGAAGCUGGGGAAAGUGUUAUGGAAGUAGUCAGAGAAGAUACCUUGAGGAUUGAGGCUAGGGCAAAGGAAACUAUUUGA
This is a messenger RNA of Prunus armeniaca (apricot), 222 nucleotides long. NCBI's taxonomy places the organism in Eukaryota, Viridiplantae, Streptophyta, Magnoliopsida, Rosales, Rosaceae. The record is from the annotation of a GenBank genome assembly.